Messenger RNA from Aaosphaeria arxii CBS 175.79, 954 nucleotides. Its product is annotated as 6-phosphogluconate dehydrogenase. The transcript is spliced from 3 exons. Gene Ontology annotation, molecular function: NADP binding; oxidoreductase activity, acting on the CH-OH group of donors, NAD or NADP as acceptor; NAD binding. The coding region runs from base 1 to 954 and encodes 317 amino acids. NCBI's taxonomy places the organism in Eukaryota, Fungi, Ascomycota, Dothideomycetes, Pleosporales. The record is from RefSeq and is a predicted model, not a curated record.
AUGGCUUCCCCACAAGUCGGAUGGAUUGGCCUUGGUUCCAUGGGCAUUGCCAUGUCCAAGAACUUACAAAAAUAUUUCAAUGAAACAAAUUCCCCGGCGUUAAUAUACACCAAUCGCACACUUUCACGCGGGGACUCCCUGAAGGCUUUAAACGCAAUUCCUGCCGAGUCAGUCGGUGAACUUACAAAGAAAUGCGAUAUAAUAUUCUCUUGCGUGAGCAAUGACGCGGUCUUGCUAGAAGUUGCAAAUGAGAUCAUCGCAUCCGGCGAUAUCAGUGGAAAGAUAUAUGUGGACUGCUCUACAGUUCAUCCAGAUACAUCAGAGCUCAUUUCGAAAAACAUGAGCAAAGCAGGCGCUGAAUUUGUUUCAGCUCCUGUAUUCGGUGCCUCCCCUAUGGCUGAGGCUGGAAAGCUUAUCUUCGUCGCCGCUGGCCCGGAAAGUGCAAAGUCGAAGAUAUCCACCUAUCUAAACAGCGUCAUGGGACGCUCAAUCAUCGACAUGGGCGACCAAGUGUCCAAAUCAAGUCUUUUAAAGAUCGCAGGUAACAUCUGCGUUGUCUCCUUCGUGGAAAUAAUGUCAGAAGCACAUGUUUUUGCGGAGAAGACCGGAUUGGGUUCAGAAAUCCUCGAAAAGAUGAUCGGAGAUAUGUUUGGCCCUGUCAUAGAGAGCUAUUCUAAGCGAGUAACGCAAGGCCAUUAUGCUCCUCCACCGGGCGGAAAGGCAGGAUUUGACGUCUCCCUUGCCAUCAAGGACGCAAAACAUGCGCUCAAAUGUGCGGAGGAGGCGGGCACCAGGCUCGAAGUUAGCGAAGUUGCUUUGGCGCAUAUGGAGAAGGCUCGUCAAUUGCAACCGGAUCGGCCACUGGAUAGUAGUUCAAUGUAUGGCGCCAUUCGACAUGAUGCAGGGCUUGAUUUCUUCUCGGACUUUUGUAAGAAGAGGGACGGUACUUUGUAG